CGCGCGGCUGCCGGUCGGUCUGUGGGCUCGAGAGCGCUCCUGGGCGCGCGGGCGCGGGCAAGCCAUCCAGUCUGCCAGCAGCGGCAUGCUCUGCCAUGGUGCCUGCUCAGGCGACGGAGCGAGGCCCGGCCGCCCGGCGGCCGCACGGGGCGGACGAGACCACGGCGGCCGUGGCUUCCCUGGCCGAGCGGGCACAGGCAUGCGGGCGGCGGCUCGGCAUGGGCGUCGACGGCGCCAGCAGGGCCCUCGCCGCGGUGCGCCCCUCCGAGUUCGGCGAAGGCGCCGGGAAGACGUGGGCCGAGGUCGCGUCGGAGUUCGCGAGGGAGGGGGCGCAGCUGAUGAUCAUGCAGGAUGUUGACAGGAGGUGCGAGCCAAUUCGCCUCGUCGACUUUGUGAUGAUCAGGGUUUACGCUGGCAAGGAUGACCGCAGAGUUCUGAUGGAGACGGCCCAGAGGCGCGGCGGGGGCCAGGGCAACUCGGAGAGGGCGCGGCUGCCCGAGGCGCGCGUGGAGCGGAGGGGCGACGCCGCGGAGGCCAGGGGCGAGGUGGUGACCAGACUGCAGCGCGAGCUGCUCGGAGAUGUGGACGUGAGCUUCUCCGCCGGAGACGGCGAGACCCAGCUGCAAGAAGCGGAAUCGGACGCGCACCCGGGCAUCAGGACACUGCACCGCAAGGCCCGAUCCAGAGGCGCCCUGGGGGCCGUCCAGACCCAGGGCCCGAAGAAGGAACUCCUGCAGGCGCCAGCGGGUAAGAAGUUCAGCCUAGUUCGAUCUGCCGAGGAGGACGAGGCCAUCGGCCACGCCGCCGGCAAGCCGUUCCGGGCGGGGGCGUCUGGCGGCAAGAACCCCGGAGAUCUCAUGACGAAGUACUUGGACAGACCAAAGUUAGACAAAUUCUGCAAGAAGCUCGGCUACGCCGCACGAGCAGUGCUCGCGCUCAGGGGCGGCCUGAUCCGGGCAUGGGGAGCCCGGCUGGGUGCACCUGGAGGCGGCCGCCGCCAGAAGCAGAUCGACUGUUUGCGACGCGUGCUCCCCGAUCAUGCGGACUUUGCUGGCCAGGACGCCCUGCUCCCGACGGAGGGCGAGCCCCUGGAGCGCCGGCCCGAGCAGCGGUGGGCCCCCCGCGGCCUCGCCGCGGCCGCGGCCGUGCUCUGCGCGGUGGCGGCGCUGCAGGCCCACGGGCCCGGUCGCGGCCAUGCCCGCGGGGCGGCGCGCAGCCCGGCGCUGCGCGACCAGGCCCUCUUCGACGAGGCGGGCCCCUUGGUCGCGACCACCACGGGCCUCCUGCAGGGCACGCUGGAAAGCGGUGUGGCUUGCUUCCGCGGCGUCCCCUUCGCGCGUCCGCCCGUCCGUUUCGCUCCGCCCGAGCCGGUGGAGCCGUGGCUCGGCGUGAGGGACGCAAAGCGGAUGCCCCGGACCUGCCAGACGAGCAAGGAGGGCGGAUCUGAAGACUGCCUGCUCCUGAGCAUCUUCACGCGCGCCGGCUCGCUGCUGGGCGACGGUGAGUUGCAGCCCGUCGUGGUGGAAUUCCACGGCGGCGGUUUCGUGGGUGGGGGCUGCAGCAAGGAGGGGACACAGUGGUUCACGAAGCUCACCGGCGGUUUGCUCGUUUGCCCGCAGUACCGAUUGGGCGUCUUCGGCUUCUUCAGCCCCUCUGCCACCCCGCCGUUGCUCGGCUUGCAAGACCAGCAGCUUGCCCUCAGGUGGGUGCAGCAGAACGCCAGGGCGUUCGGCGGGGACCCCGACCGCGUCCUGAUCUUUGGGAACUCCGCCGGGGGAGCGUCUGUCGCCGCACACCUCGUGAUGCCGUCCUCCGCUGGGCUUUUCACGAGCGCGAGCCUCAUGAGCCCCGGCGCCCACAUCGUCUGGGAGGACCUCGGAGCCCCCGACGAUUGGAUGGCCCCAGAAGACAUCCUUGGGAACUCGUCGGUUUUAGCCAUGAACCUCGGCUGCCUAGGCCCCGAGGAUCUCGAGUGCCUCCGGGACGCGACCAUGGAGGAGGUGGUCGAGGCCGCCCAUUUCCCCGGGUCGCGCUUCGCCCCUGCGUUGCCAGACGGCGAGUCUCCGGUGAAGCUGAUACGAGAGGGCAGGUGGAAGAGAGUACCCGUGAUGGUGGGCUCUUGCAGUUGCGAGCGCUGCGGGAAAUUCAAGCCGCCCCCUGGCCGAGACAUCAGCGAGCGCGAGUUCCGCACGUUCCUGCUCGACCACGGCUUCGACCAGGCGAGGGGCGCCGCGGUCGGCCCUGAGCUGAUAGAGGAGUGGUAUGCGGGCCGGCUGCGCGAGGAGAACCGGAGUCAGGUGGCAUUUCGCGUGCUCUCGGACGCGUCGCACGCUUGCAGUGCCAAACUGCACGCGGACGCGCUCCAGUAUGGCGCGAACCCGCUUCACAGCGGGGUGUGGAGGCUCUACUUCGACCUCUUCGGGUCCAGGUACGGCACCCACGGGGCCUCGCACGGCUGCGCCAUGGAGUGGAUUUUUGGCAAUCCCGAGUCUUCACCGUCAUGGAUCCCCAAGCCUGGCGAGUCUGGCGCCACCUCGCUGCACGUCAGCAUGGUCCACUGGUUGUACAGCCUGGCCGCCUUCGGUGAUCCCAACGUCGGCUCCACGUCAGACCUGCGCUGGCCAGAGUACACCGCCGAGAGCCCGCAGACUCUAAUCGUCGAUGAGGUGCCCACCGUGGGUAUCACCGAGGACACCCAGGCGAAGGAGUGCAGGCACUGGCAGCGGUAUCUCGGGUACUGA
Messenger RNA from Prorocentrum cordatum, 2741 nucleotides. The record is from the annotation of a GenBank genome assembly. NCBI's taxonomy places the organism in Eukaryota, Dinophyceae, Prorocentrales, Prorocentraceae.